AUGGCCACGCAAGCUAGCCAAGGUGCUUCAAUCGAAGACAUUGUCGCCAUCGGUCCUGAGUCGGAGAGUAUACAGGUCUGGCGCGAACGAUGUGCGAUUCAGACUGCAUCCCAAAUUCGUCUUGUCAAACUGGCACAUAUGAGAUAUCAGCAUCCUGACCUGGAUGAGAUCACUGUUUUUCUUCAGGCCGGCAAGGUCGAACAACUCACGGAUGCUCCCGGUGGGGGCCAUAUGGUGAUAUUGACAGACCCCGAGGGCUUCCCAAUGAAUCUGCUUUUCGGCCAGACUCCAGCGACUCCAGGGCCCUAUCCCCCAAUCCUUGAAGUCAACCAUGAAACCGAAAAAUCACGCAUUCGCAGGUUCCAGCGCUUUCAGCCAGGACCGGCUGCAGUCCACAAGCUGGGCCACUACGGCGUAUGCAGCACCAACUUCGAAACCCUUGUCGAAUUCUACACAAAGAACUUCAACCUCGUCCCCACAGAUUUCCUCUACAUAGAAGAAGCAGGAAUAAAAAAGAACGUCGCUGUAUUCGCCCACAUCGACCGAGGCGACCAGCCCGUCGACCACCACAGCUUCUUCAUGAGCUCGAAUCAGACAAGCCACGUCCACCACUGCUCAUUCGAGGUGCAUGACUUUGACAUCCAAAAACUCGGACAUGAAUGGCUUGCCAAGAAAGGUUACAAGUCGGUUUGGGGUGUCGGUCGACAUAUUCUUGGAUCCCAGAUCUUCGAUUACUGGUGGGAUACAACGGGCAAUAUGAUUGAGCAUUAUGCGGAUGGGGAUUUGGUGAAUGAUCAGACUCCUAUCGGGUACGGGCCGGCGGGUGAUGAGUCUUUGGCUGUGUGGGGACCUGAAGUGCCGUCUUGGUUUUUGCAGUGA
Messenger RNA from Penicillium bovifimosum, 879 nucleotides. RefSeq names its product VOC family protein. Gene Ontology annotation, biological process: L-methylmalonyl-CoA metabolic process. The record is from RefSeq and is a predicted model, not a curated record. NCBI's taxonomy places the organism in Eukaryota, Fungi, Ascomycota, Eurotiomycetes, Eurotiales, Aspergillaceae. Bases 1 to 879 code for a protein of 292 amino acids. Gene Ontology annotation, molecular function: methylmalonyl-CoA epimerase activity. The transcript has 4 exons. Gene Ontology annotation, cellular component: mitochondrion.